UGGGUGAGAGGACCCUCCUGGUGUUUCCUCUACUGAGUGCUCUGGCUCAAUGGGGCUGUGUUUUGCCCUCCCAUUGGCUGCACUGGCCAGCUGCCUGCUUCCUGCGGACUGUUGUGUAAUAUGUGACCAGGCAGUCUUGACAGCACUAAAGUCCUUGAAAGAGAAUUACCUACCUGAACACCUGGAUAUCAAGAGUCACAAAACAGUGAUGGAAAGAGCAGAGCAGAUCAUAGUGGAAUUCAAGGAUCUUCCGAUGAAGGAUGGUUCCUUUUUGGGGGCCAUAGAUAACAGCACACUGGAAAAGGCAUCUCGGAGUUUGCUGAAGGAGCUGAAACRCAUCACAGACAGUAAUGUAAAAGGGGACCAAUUUGUGAGGGAGCUAUACCAGAUGUUGGAGAAGGAAAAGGGCAAAUUUGCCCAGUAUGCUGCUCAGUUCCAGAAGAAAGAUUAUUGUCCCAACAAAUGUGGCGUCAUGAUGCAGCGUCUAUUAUGGUGUCCAGAUUGUAACUUGGGGGUUUAUAUUUGCUGGAAGUCCCUGGACUGUGGGCAUUUCAGAGGAUGGUUCUGAGAAGUUGCUGUAUAAGGGAAAGAACCCCAUGCUGACCAUUCUUUCAGUGAAUCCAGAUAAUUCUGGUUCCUACCGCUGUGAACUGGGUUCGGUGAGCUCUGGCCCAGCCACGAUCAUUCAUUAUCUCGUCACAGUUUUGCCCCAAAAUUCUACAGAGGAGUCAUCAACAACAGACUUAGAGACUGGGGGUGAGACAGCCUCAGAAUUCCAGUCUGAGACGGCCCCACUCCAAGCUGAGACGGCCCCACUCCAGGCUGAGACGGCCCCACUGCAGGCUGAGACGGCCCCACUGCAGGCUGAGACAGCCCCACUGCAGGCUGAGACGGCCCCACUGCAGGCUGAGACGGCCCCACUGCAGGCUGAGACGGCCCCACUCCAGGCUGAGACGGCCCCACUGCAGGCUGAGACGGCCCCACUGCAGGCUGAGACGAGCUCAUCAGUCCAGGGUGGGACGGGCACAACAGUCCAAUCUACUAUGGGCCCAACAGUCCAGGGUGAGACAGCCUCAUUCCAAGGUGAGCCAGGCACAACAGUUCAGUCUAUGACAGGCCCAACAGUCCAGGGCGAGAUGGCCUCAUCCCAAGGUGAGUCGGGCCCAACAGUCCAGGGUGAGACGGCCCCACUCCAAGGUGAGAUGGGCACAACAGUCCAAAGUGAGGCAUCCUCUCCGGUCCAGGGUGAGACUGUCCAGGGCGAGGUGGCCCCAUCUGGCCUGGAUGAGAUGGCCCCACUGCCCGGUGAGACGGGCUCACCAGUCCAGGGUGAGAUGACACCAUUGCAGGGGGAAGCAGCCCCAGGAGAAGGUGAGGCGGCCCCAGGAGAAGGUGAGACGGCCCCAGGAGAAGGUGAGGCGGCCCCAGGAGAAGGUGAGGCGGCCCCAGGAGAAGGUGAGGCGGCCCCAGGAGAAGGUGAGGCGGCCCCAGGUGAACAUGUGACAGCACCACAUGGCCAGAAUGUGACAGCCUCACUCCAG
Messenger RNA from Urocitellus parryii (Arctic ground squirrel), 1541 nucleotides. RefSeq names its product izumo sperm-egg fusion protein 1-like. Gene Ontology annotation, cellular component: acrosomal membrane; plasma membrane. Gene Ontology annotation, molecular function: signaling receptor binding; protein binding involved in heterotypic cell-cell adhesion. NCBI's taxonomy places the organism in Eukaryota, Metazoa, Chordata, Mammalia, Rodentia, Sciuridae. Gene Ontology annotation, biological process: fusion of sperm to egg plasma membrane involved in single fertilization; sperm-egg recognition; heterotypic cell-cell adhesion. The record is from RefSeq and is a predicted model, not a curated record.